This is a messenger RNA of Hylaeus volcanicus, 2700 nucleotides long. It is a transcript of the gene Dbct, whose product is annotated as lipoamide acyltransferase component of branched-chain alpha-keto acid dehydrogenase complex, mitochondrial. NCBI's taxonomy places the organism in Eukaryota, Metazoa, Arthropoda, Insecta, Hymenoptera, Colletidae. Gene Ontology annotation, molecular function: acetyltransferase activity; lipoic acid binding. The coding region runs from base 471 to 1802 and encodes 443 amino acids. The transcript is spliced from 5 exons. Gene Ontology annotation, cellular component: cytoplasm; mitochondrion. The record is from RefSeq and is a predicted model, not a curated record.
UCAUUUGCAUAGAAAUCCGAUGUGCAUGAAAUUUAAAUACAAUUAAAACCGCAUCAGGCCACAGAUAAACCUUGUUUGACUAUCGACGAUGUCGAUGUUUGAGAAACGAUAGAAUCGAAAGAGAGCUGUUAGAAACACGACGGUCGAGUUUAAAAGAAAUGGUAAAUAUUCAACGACAACGGACGAUUUACGAUAAAUCGGGAGCCAAUAUCAACUUUCAUCGUUCGAAUCGAUCGCGUUCGUUGCCACUGAAUAAUGUUUUCGAGUACCGCCGUCGCCGCUGUCGUUGCGUAAUAUCCCGCGAGCCAGAACGCGAAUGCUUAUAGAUUUCGAUAACGACGUGCACGAUAAUAACAAACGGACCCGAAACUUCUUCGAAGCAGUCUGCGCGUUGCGCGAUCGUUUCCAGUUUUCUCCGAAGUCUCGUCUUUCUUUAACGUUUGCGACGGGAUCCGUUGACAUUCUAUACGAUGGCUUUAACCUGGCGGCUCGUGACCUUAGCGCGGCUGGGUAGGAAUGUACGCGAUCAAAAAUGUCGAUUCUUUUCUGUAAGCUGCUUUCGAUGCGGAACCGUCGUUCCCUUCAAACUAUCGGAUAUCGGAGAAGGAAUUCGAGACGUCACUAUAAAAGAAUGGUUCGUGAAAGCAGGCGACCGGGUGUCUCAAUUCGAUAACAUUUGCGAGGUUCAAAGCGACAAAGCGUCUGUAACGAUUACCAGCCGUUACGAUGGAUUAAUUAAGGCCCUGCACUACAAAGUGGACGACGUGGCACUGAUAGGUGAUUCGUUACUGGACAUCGAAUUGGACGACGAUAAUAAUAGGAACGCGAAAGACGAAAGGAUAGAAAACAAAAUCCAGCCGUUGACAAAGGGCGAGAAUGCGAACGGGCCCGUAAACGAGGGAAUGGAACACGUGCCGGUGAAUGGGCUAGAAAAAGCGCUGGCUACUCCUGCGGUCAGGAGGAUAGCCAUGGAGAACAAUAUCAAGUUAAAGGACGUCGUUCCUACGGGCAAAGGUGGCAGAGUGCUUAAGGAGGAUAUAUUGGCUCACUUGGAAAAAAUUUCUGCUGGUUCUGCGGGAAAGAGGGUCGAGGAAAAAUCAACAACCGGGAAAGCGGUGUCGCUAAAAGGCUACAGCAAGCAUAUGUGGAAAACGAUGACGCAAUCUUUGAGCAUACCACACUUCGUGUACAGCGACGAGUGCAUCGUUAAUAAAUUGAUGGAUUACCGAAACGAGGCGAAGGAGUCCCUAAAAGAGCAAGGUGUCUCUUUGACUAUGAUGCCCUUUCUCGUCAAGGCAGCUUCCAGAGCGUUGGAAAAAGUACCAGAUCUGAACGCGUGGCUCGACGAAGAGAAUCGAACGAUACGCGUCAUAGAGAAUCAUAAUAUUGGCAUCGCUAUGGACACGAGCGAAGGAUUGGUGGUGCCAAAUAUCAAAAACGUUCAAAACAAGACCAUCCUGGAGAUCGCAAAGGAGUUGAACAGGCUUCAAGAACUUGGAAGGAAGGCUUCGAUACCGCUUCAAGAUUUAACGGGCACCACAUUCUCGUUGUCUAAUAUCGGCAUCGUUGGCGGCACGUAUACAAAACCGGUGAUCCUGCCUCCGCAGAUUGUGAUCGGCGCAUUUGGAAAGGUGCAAAAAGUUCCGCGAUUCGAUGACAACGAAAAUGUGAUAGCUGCAAACGUGAUAUCGGUCAGCUGGGCUGCCGAUCAUCGAGUAGUGGACGGCGUUACCAUGGCGAGGUAUUCGAAUCUCUGGAAGUAUUACGUCGAAAACCCCGUACUCCUUUUGAUAGGAGAAUGAUACCAUUGACUUGCAUCGAUGAGAUAUCGAACAAAUAUUUCGAAAGCUCUGUUAAUAUGAACUUUGAAGGGCCUCCCGAAACUGUAACAAUAAAAGUCUGGAAAGCAUUUUUGUACGUAAAUAUUAAUUUAUUUAUUGCUGCACAACCAACUAGGACUUUUCGAUAAAGGUAAAAUAUCUUUUUUUUUUUUUUCUAACAUAUUCGAAAUGUUACAAUUGUAUGGUAGUUAUUAUACGAUGACCAGUCGAACUGUGAGCAGUUUUGUACAUUAAUCUAUAGACAUUGUCAUACGAGUUACUCAAAUAGAAGGUGUACAAAAAAAUAUCUUAAGGAAGUGGCUGUACCGACUAAUAUCCUUUGUGUAACGAUUGCUCUUUAUAAAAGAUUAUUCCGUCUUUAAAGCGGUAGAUCGACAUUAUAAGGUAUAGAAUCAGCGGAAAAGAGUAUUUGAUAGAGAAUCGAAACCCAAAUAAAAGUCUCUAUAACGAGUACGACCACUUAUUCAUUUAUAUAUUUGUAAUUUGUAUAUACAUAAUUUAAUGUAUCGCAUUUUCAAUCACUCAUAUCUUGUACAAUCAUUCCAUUCCCUUAAAUGCCACAUAAAUAUUUACUCAAAAAGUAGUCAGUCUGUUUAAUAGUAGAAUAGUAGAAAAGAUUGUAUAUGUAUGUGUGCUCGUGGUCCAAAAUUGUUGUCGCGAUGAAUUUCUCUUGCGAAACACUAACGCAAAACCAAUAACGGUAACGUUGUAAUACUUUAAACGAAAUAUUUAAUUCUGUUAAGAAACUUACCACGCAUACGAGAGUGAAUGUGUACGCUUGCUUAUUGUAACUAAUUACAUAAAAGUGUUUGUUUAAACGUAAAUGCAUAUAUAAAUAUACCAUUUUUCUUUAUCAUAG